GUGAGAUACCUGGUAGCAACAGAAGACUCCCAUCGUGCUGCUCUGGCUCUACAAGUCACCAACUUGUUGACACGUUCACUCUUCGCUCAAAAAUUAGGCUUCAAAGAUUUGCCUCAGUCAGUAGCUUUCUUUAGUGCAGUCGACAUAGAUUAUGUUCUUCGAAAAGAGCCUCAUCUAGACUGUGUUACACCUUCAAAUCCUGAAGGACUGAAUAAAGGAUAUGGAAUUCCUCCAGGAGAGGCACUUGAUAUGCAGAAAAUUCUUGAAAUUACCUCAGGUAUUCUCCAGAAGAAUGAAGAGGAUGCCAGAUGAUAGUGUCAAUUUACUAAUAGUAGUUGGACACUUGAACUUCACUGUCUGCCAGACUAAUUUAUUGGACUGCGACGAGAAGCAUCAGGUGUGGUAUAUGAUCAGUUUUUUACGCUGCAGUGGUUGGUGCACCUCCAUCAUUCUGGAAAUUCCUAUAAUGCACAUUCACAUGAGAUAUCUCAAGCAUAGUGACUAUAGGCAGAGUGUAAGUUUGCACACCAAAGAAGUGGUUCCAAGAUGUCAGAUUGCAGUUAUUUAAAAACAAAAAAAUGUAUAUGAAGGAUUACAAAAUAUAUAUAACAUAUUUUAUAUUAAUUUUAACUUUUUUUCCCCUUUUUUUCCACAAUACUUUCCUUAUCUGGGGGCUUUGCCCCCAGCCUCGCUCUAUUGCUACAUUUGUAUAUGCUGCUAAUGACCAUAGAUGUUGAUGUGGCAGAAUUUUUAAAAUAAAUAAAUAAAUAUCUUACAAUGCUAAUGAAUCCUUUAAAAUGUUCCUGGAUCCAAAUCCAGAAUGUCAUCUGUGUUGGGUAAGACACACUCAAGUAAAAACUUCAUAAAAAUAAAAUCCUGCGCAGGAUCUGGAGCAUGAUUUGGAUCACCACCAAACUUUAAUGGCAUCUAAGUUGGGCUGAUGGUUAAUGGUUAAUGGUUUGAAACAAAUAUGUGUGCUAGACAUCAAAGGUCAUAUAGGAUUAUGGUAAAGUAUUGUGGCAAAAAGGGUAAAGAAGAAUUUAAGAUUAGGAGAGAAUGUGUUAGAUGUCUAAGAUUAGAGAGCAUUAUAGGAUAGUAUGGUAGUGAAAAAGGUAAAGAGGGGAGCAAAUGAAUAAAGCAGAGAUU
Penaeus vannamei (Pacific white shrimp) is the source of this 1146-nucleotide messenger RNA. The record is from RefSeq and is a predicted model, not a curated record. NCBI's taxonomy places the organism in Eukaryota, Metazoa, Arthropoda, Malacostraca, Decapoda, Penaeidae.